Lichtheimia ornata is the source of this 1044-nucleotide messenger RNA. RefSeq lists its product as uncharacterized. The record is from RefSeq and is a predicted model, not a curated record. Bases 1 to 1044 code for a protein of 347 amino acids. The transcript is spliced from 8 exons. Gene Ontology annotation, biological process: DNA-templated DNA replication; DNA repair. Gene Ontology annotation, cellular component: nucleus; DNA replication factor C complex. NCBI's taxonomy places the organism in Eukaryota, Fungi, Mucoromycota, Mucoromycetes, Mucorales, Lichtheimiaceae. Gene Ontology annotation, molecular function: DNA binding; ATP hydrolysis activity; DNA clamp loader activity.
AUGAAUAACUUUUUCCAAGCACGAUCAACCACCAAUCGCAGUGCCAAAGACCAAGUCUUGGAAGAAUCCAAACCAUGGGUCGAGAAAUAUCGACCAAAGUCAAUGAACGACAUUUCUUCGCAGGAACAAGUGGUGCGCGUGUUGCAAAAGGCAUUGACUUCAGAGAACCUUCCUCAUUUGCUCUUUUAUGGACCUCCCGGCACUGGUAAAACAUCCACUGUUUUGGCACUUGCACGUGAACUCUUUGGUCCAUCUCUAUUCGCUUCACGUGUAUUGGAAUUAAAUGCAUCAGAUGAACGUGGUAUUCAAGUUAUCCGAGAAAAGGUCAAGACAUUUUCACGUAUCACUGUUACCAAGACCGUUGCUGGUUAUCCUUGCCCUCCCUAUAAGCUCGUUAUCUUGGAUGAAGCCGAUUCAAUGACCAAGGAUGCUCAAUCAGCCCUGAGACGUACUAUGGAAACCUACUCAAAAACCACCCGCUUCUGUAUCAUUUGCAACUAUGUUAGCAGAAUCAUUGAACCCAUCACAUCUCGUUGCGCAAAGUUCCGAUUCAAAUCAUUACCCGUGGACGACGUGAAUAAGCGCUUGACAGAAAUCUGCACAAAGGAAGGCGUUGAUUUGGCUCGGGGUACUAUGGAUGUGUUGAUCAAGGUCUCCAAUGGCGAUUUACGUAGAGCAAUCACUUAUUUGCAAUCAGCAUCUUCCUUGCAUCAAGGGGAAACCAUCAAACCAAAUACCAUGAGCGAGUUGGCAGGAAUUGUACCGGAUGACGAUCUUGCCAAAUUAUUGCAAUCUUGUGAAACGAAUAACGACAAUGAAAUCCAGGAUGCGGCAUUAAAUGUCAUCAACCAAGGCUAUGCAGCAGAUAUUGUGGUUUAUCAGUUGCACGAGGAGAUUAUGAAGUCUGAAACGAUCAACACUGCCCAAAAAACCGAGAUCUCAGAUUUACUGGGAACUGCUGAUAUCCGCCUUGUCCAAGGAGCCGAUGAACAUCUUCAAUUAUUGCGUCUUAUGACUGGCAUAGCUUCUAUCUUGGCCAAAUAA